AUGUCAUUACAAAAUUUUGUUGAUCCACCCAUGCAACAUUCCUCGGUGAUCAAAGAUGACAUCUCCUUGGUAGUAAAAGAUUCCGAUGACCAUUGGAUUGCAGACUUCCUUAAUCUCUAUGGAUGUCAUGUCCAAAAAUCUUCUUCGGCAGAAUCUUCAAAAUUCUCUAUCGUUACCCCGAAAGUUGUGCGUGACAUUAUCCGUAAUAAAGAAUUACAUCUUCCUCCAACUUGUCACUCCUUGGCUGAUAGAAAUGCUUACAUCAUCCUCCUUUUAAGAUUUGUCCUUCGUGAUUGUGCCUUCACGGAAUUAACUGGUGUACCCCUUGUUCCUGUUAACUGCAUUUCUUAUUCCGCUUUCGGUACCCAACAAUAUUAUUUGGCUCUCCCUUCGGAUUUACAAUUCUUUCCAACUGUUGGUUGCUUUGUCUUGAUCACCGUAGAAUUACCCGAUGACGUUAAAUCUAUUUUUGAAUCAGCAGAAUUUCAGUCUGUGAACAAGAUUAAAAAAUUGGAUCUCAAUGGUUUUUACUGCCUUUUUCGUCAUGAACUUCCUCGUGCUCCAAUUCGUGACUGGGAUCCUGAUGCAACUACCUCUUUUCUCAAUAAACGUUGGCUUGAAAAUUUUUGGGAAAGAAUUUCUCAAUUUGAUGUUCAAGAUUUAAAAUUGAUUGGAAAUUAUCCUCUCAUUCCUAUAAUUACUUCUACUUAUAAUAAUUAUCAUAUUUAUGAACUCAUUUCUGUAAAGAAUGAUCCUCCUAUAUUGAGAUUUCCCAAAAGAAAAGAUGAUGUAAUAGAUGUCUUGAGAAAACUUGGUGUUCUUUUCACCGAAGAUUAUCGGAUAGAUAUUACGAAAAAAUUUAUUUGGGAUUGGAAUCCUUCAAUGGUCGUUAAGGCUAUCGAUAAAUCUCGGUCUAUCAAUAAAACUAGUAUGGAUGCCUUGUUUCAACAUAUUUGUGACGACGAAAAAGAUAAGCUUCGGGAAUAUAUUGUCGCAAAUGUGUGCGAGUUGUAUCGGAAAGAUAUUUUACGUCAAUUCCCUAUUUGGCCUACUUAUUCCGCUGAUGGUAGUUACAUCGCUGCUUAUUGCGGUUGUCUGGUUCCGCACGGUCUUCCAUAUUUCCAAGUUAAUUUGUCAAGUUCAAAGACUAAUUAUAUUAAUUAUAAGAAUCCUGAUGAAAAACUUUCAUUGAAAAGAUUAGAUGUUGUCGAAUCCAGUUAUAUUCAUUAUCUAUUUUGUAUUUUCAAGAAUCUUGACUUUGUUCGACCUGAUGACCCUGAAUAUUUGGAAUUUUUAAAAGAAUUCUUACGUCUUCCUACUCAAUUACAUCCAAAUUGGUUGUCUGAAUAUCGUUUCAUUCCUAAUAGUACUAAAUCUGAAUUGAGGCUUGCUAAAGAACUUUACGAUGAUAGAGUUCUUCUGUUCACUACUGUUUUUGCUGGUUCUGAUGUAUUUAUUGCUCCUGAACUUCGUUGUGGUUGGUUAUCCAAAGGUCUAGUCGGUUUGGGCUUUCAUGAUAAAGUUGAUGAUGACACUUUCAUCAGAUUGGCUUCUGAAAUUCAUCAUUUAUAUGAUUCUCCUUCUCCUCCUUCCGAUUUAUUCGAUCGUGCUAGAAUGUUAGUUCUUCACUUUUAUUAUAAUGUUGAUGAUCUUAAUUUCACUUGUAAUAGAUGGGAUGUUCUCAAAUCAAUUAAUUUUAUCCCAUCAAAACCUGUGGAUUAUCCUUAUCUUGAAACUGCAAAAUUCAAGACUCCUGAACUUUGUUCUUUAAAUUCUCUUCGUCUACCUAAACACAUGAAAUUAUGUUGGACUCAAUGCGCUUUUUACGAUGAUCUUGUAAUUCCUCCUGAAAGUGUAUUGAAUAUUCAUAGUGAUCUUGGCGAAUUAUUCUUUCAUGACGUAAUGGAUCAACUCGUUGCUAUUAAGGAAAAUAUUGUUGACAAGCAAUCUGAUGAAUGGAAAGGACAUGGUGCACCUGAACUUCUUUUUACUAUUAUUAAUGGACUUUAUGGAUGGUUAGAAGAUAAUUUGCUAUUAAUGAAACGUAUAGGUGAAAUUGGUGAACAAUGGUUUAUUGGGGACCUAAAAUCAAGUCUUGAAAAAAAUUCUACAAUAUUUCUUAAUGGAAAUGACCCUUUCGAUUUGAAAAAUUGGACUUCUGCAACAAAUUUAGUCUUAAACAUAGAUAUCGAUGUAGAUUGUCACAAGAAAGCUGCAAAUAAAAAUCUCGCUCCAUAUGGUAAUUUAUUACAAUUAUGUGGAGCCUAUAAUUUUAAUCCGGCAACUCCUAUGAAUUUCGAUGUUCCACAUACAACAUUACGAAGGGAAAAUAUUGUUAACAAAUUGUGUAGAUAUGUGGAUCUUAAUUUUACUCAAAAUUCUCCAAAUUCUAACCGUUUAAUCGCCGGCUUGGAACGAUUCCAUGAUAUUUUUUUCAACAUCCGUG
Molecule: messenger RNA, 2446 nt
Organism: Racocetra persica
Lineage: Eukaryota; Fungi; Glomeromycota; Glomeromycetes; Diversisporales; Gigasporaceae
Source: the annotation of a GenBank genome assembly